AUGCCCGAAUCCAUCAUCAACGAGCCCACGUUGGCGCUCGACCGCUACGAUGGCAACGUCUUCGUCAUUACCAUGCGGAAAGCACCAGAGAACCGCCUUAAUGUAGAAUACGCACAAAAGAUCAUUGGAGCCUUCAACCAGGUCAGACAGAUUCUUGGGACGGACAGUGAGGGUGCUGUCAUCACGAAGGGCAAUGAUGCGAAGUUCUGGUGUACGGGCUCACAACAACAUCAACAGGGCCUCGAACUAGACGAGUCCGACAGGAACCCCUACGCCAACUCCGAAGGCUUCUUCCCCCUCCUGGCCACCAUCGUGGACUUCCCAUUCCCAACAAUCGCACUCGUCACCGGCCACACCUUCGGCGGAGCCUGUCCCUUCGCCCUCAGCCACGACUACAGAGUAAUGAACAGCAAACGCGGUUUCUUCUCCAUGCCGCCCGUCAACCUCGGUCUGCACUUCCCAGGCAUCGGCACGCUCCCACGACUGAAGCUCCAUCCUCAGAUCGCCCGGAAGAUGUUGCUGGAAGCGCACCGAUGGACGGGGAAGGAGGCGUUGCAGGAUGGUGUCGUUGACGCUAUUGCGGAGCCGGAGCAGAUGUUUGAUGUGGCAAUGGAGCUGGCGAAGACGUGGGCGCCGAAGGCGAAGAUGGGGGUGUAUGGGACGUUAAGGAAUGAGCUUGUAGGUGAGGCAGCGAAGAGUUUCAGGGAGAUUUCCUAUAAUUAUUCGAGGAAGGCGGAUCACCCUGCUAAGGCUAAGAUCUAG
Saxophila tyrrhenica is the source of this 762-nucleotide messenger RNA. RefSeq lists its product as uncharacterized. Gene Ontology annotation, molecular function: delta(3)-delta(2)-enoyl-CoA isomerase activity. Bases 1 to 762 code for a protein of 253 amino acids. Gene Ontology annotation, biological process: fatty acid beta-oxidation. The record is from RefSeq and is a predicted model, not a curated record. The transcript has 2 exons. Gene Ontology annotation, cellular component: peroxisome. NCBI's taxonomy places the organism in Eukaryota, Fungi, Ascomycota, Dothideomycetes, Mycosphaerellales, Extremaceae.